Messenger RNA from Chanos chanos (milkfish), 1120 nucleotides. RefSeq names its product activating signal cointegrator 1 complex subunit 1 (gene ascc1). NCBI's taxonomy places the organism in Eukaryota, Metazoa, Chordata, Actinopteri, Gonorynchiformes, Chanidae. Gene Ontology annotation, cellular component: nucleus. The record is from RefSeq and is a predicted model, not a curated record. Gene Ontology annotation, biological process: regulation of DNA-templated transcription; DNA alkylation repair. Gene Ontology annotation, molecular function: RNA binding. The transcript is spliced from 10 exons. The coding region runs from base 46 to 1110 and encodes 354 amino acids.
GGGAAAUGACCACUGUUCACGUACCCAGAAGGUAAACGUCACGCUAUGGAAAUUUUACGACCCACACUUAUCAAUAUAAAUGGAAGGAUUUACAGAAAAAACGCUAUUAAGGAGGAAUAUUACGAAGAGGAAGAGGAGGACGAUUUUUCUUAUUCAGGACCAGCCAGUGCCCACUUUGAAGAUGAACCGUGUGAUGCCCACAAAAUUGAACAAACAGAGAAGGGCUUCCGAUGUGCCAUUGACGUUCCCAGUGUUCUUUACAAAUACAUCAUUGGAAAGAAGGGUGAGACACGGAAACGUCUAGAAUCAGAAACCAAGACCUCAAUCAACAUCCCAAAGCAAGGAGUGGAGGGACAAAUUGUAAUCACAGGAGCUCAGAGGUCUGCAGUGGUGUCAGCUGUGACUCGUGUGGAGGUACUGAUGGAAAGUUUUCGCAGGAAACAGCCUUUCACCCACUUCCUGUCUUUUUCCCUCAACCACCCUCAUGUUCAGGAGGGUUUCCUCAGGUUUAAAGAGGAAGUGUUGGAGCAAUGUGCUCAGGACCAUGGAGUGGACCCCAGUAUCUUCCAGAACCCGGCCAAACUGCAUCUGACCGUGGGUACCAUGGCUCUGCUGAACGAGCAGGAGGUGACGCGGGCGAGCGAGGUGCUCCAGCAGUGUCAGGACUUCAUCAGGGAGAUAACUGGAGGGAAGCCGAUUCCUGUGGAAGUUUCUGGAAUCGAAUAUAUGAACGAUGAUCCCUCCAUGGUGGAUGUUCUCUACGCUAAAGUCCACGUCCAAGACGGUUCGGACAAGCUCCAGGCGAUCGCAGACAGACUGGUGGAAACCUUCGUGUCCUCAGGGCUGAUGGUUAGAGAGUGGGACAGAGUGAAGCUUCACGGGACAGUUAUGAACACACUGUUCAGGAAAGACCCCUCAGCGGAGGAAAAGGGAGGCCUUGACAGACAGAAUAUGAAAGACCGUGAAGCCUUUGAUGCAAGAAAUAUCCUACAGAACUUUGGCUCCUUUCACUUUGGGUCGUUUGAGCUGAACAGUGUGCAGAUAUCUCAGAGGUUCUCCACUGACUCCACUGGUUAUUACUCCUCUGCUGGACAGCUUGCCUUCUCUUGACAGACUCACA